Molecule: messenger RNA, 1272 nt
Organism: Arabis nemorensis
Lineage: Eukaryota; Viridiplantae; Streptophyta; Magnoliopsida; Brassicales; Brassicaceae
Source: the annotation of a GenBank genome assembly
AUGGCGAGGAAGAAGAUCAGAGAGUAUGACUCAAAGAGAUUGGUGAAGGAACAUUUCGAAAGGCUUUCAGGCAAUGAACUUCCAAUCAGAUCCGUUCAGAUUAACCAAACAACUGAUCUAAAUGAGCUAGUAGAGAAGGAACCUUGGCUCUCGUCCGAGAAGCUCGUGGUGAAACCUGACAUGUUGUUUGGGAAGCGUGGAAAGAGUGGUUUGGUUGCCUUGAAACUAGAUUUUGCUGAAGUUGCUACUUUUGUGAAAGAGCGUUUGGGCAAAGAGGUAGAGAUGAGUGGAUGCAAAGGACCCAUAACUACAUUCAUAGUUGAAUCAUUUGUACCACACAAUGAAGAGUUUUAUCUUAAUGUUGUCUCGGAUCGACUUGGGUGCAGUAUAAGCUUUUCAGAGUGUGGAGGAAUUGAGAUCGAGGAGAAUUGGGACAAGGUGAAGACAAUAUUUUUACCUACUGGUGCUUCCCUGACACCGGAAAUAUGUGCACCUCUUGUGGCAACUCUUCCCUUAGAGAUCAAAGUCGAAAUUGAAGAGUUUAUCAAAGUCAUUUUCACCCUGUUCCAAGAUCUUGAUUUCACUUUCUUGGAGAUGAAUCCAUUCACACUAGUUGAUGGAAGGCCCUAUCCUCUGGAUAUGAGGGGUGAGCUUGAUGAUACUGCUGCCUUCAAAAACUUCAAAAAAUGGGGAGACAUUGAGUUUCCUAUGCCAUUUGGAAGAGUAAUGAGUCCCACAGAAAGCUUUAUCCACGGACUCGAUGAGAAGACAAGUGCGUCCUUGAAGUUUACUGUUCUGAAUCCCAAGGGACGGAUUUGGACAAUGGUAGCUGGAGGAGGAGCAAGUGUCAUCUAUGCGGAUACCGUUGGAGAUCUUGGGUAUGCAUCUGAACUUGGAAACUAUGCUGAAUACAGUGGAGCACCUAAAGAAGAUGAGGUUCUGCAAUACGCGAGAGUUGUUAUCGAUUGUGCUACAGCAAACCCAGAUGGUAAAAGCAGAGCUCUUGUGAUUGGAGGUGGAAUAGCCAACUUCACUGACGUUGCUGCUACUUUCAAUGGCAUCAUCCGCGCUCUUAAAGAAAAGGAAGCAAAGCUAAAAGCAGCAAGGAUGCAUAUAUAUGUGAGGAGAGGAGGACCGAAUUACCAAAAGGGACUUGCGAAAAUGCGAGCUCUUGGAGAUGAAAUCGGUGUCCCCAUCGAGGUCUAUGGUCCAGAAGCAACCAUGACAGGGAUCUGCAAGGAAGCAAUCCAGUACAUCACAGCUGCAGCAUAA